Molecule: messenger RNA, 1295 nt
Organism: Myripristis murdjan (pinecone soldierfish)
Lineage: Eukaryota; Metazoa; Chordata; Actinopteri; Holocentriformes; Holocentridae
Gene: letmd1
Product: LETM1 domain containing 1
Exons: 9
Coding region: 48-1118 (356 amino acids)
Biological process (GO): intracellular monoatomic cation homeostasis
Cellular component (GO): mitochondrial inner membrane
Molecular function (GO): ribosome binding
Source: RefSeq, a predicted model, not a curated record
UCGUUACGGUAACCGCCCGUCGUCACACGGCUCCUUCCUUCAGCAACAUGGCGCUGUCCUGUGCGGGUGUGUUCAGUCAUUUGCCUUUGGUACGGCUGUGUGGACUCCGGACGAAUGGGAUAACAGCCGGCCUGUACCCUCUGUGUAUCUCCUCUCAGGCCAGACACUACUCCUCGUCUAAAGUCAGGCGGGGUAUCGGCCGACACAUUGCCUCCAGGCUCCAGUGGGCAAAUAACAAAUAUGAAAAUUUCCUCAAAAGACGAUUCCCCCGCUUUUACCAGCUUUAUCACACUUUUGUGGAAGGGGUCAAGCUGCUCAUGCAGGAUGCCAGUGAAGUGAGGAGGAUAAAGGUCAUGAUGCACAGUGACGGAGUGAGGCUCGAUCAGCUGCCCUACAGGGACAUGGAGAAGCUGCGACAGUUUCGCAGAGACAUCAUCAAGGCCAUUCCACUGAUGAUGAUAUCUAUUCCCCCCUUUGCCAACUACCUGGUUUUUGUCCUGAUGUACUUUUUCCCUCGCCAGCUCCUCAUUCCUCAUUUCUGGACUCCCCGGCAGACAGUGGAGUAUCGGGGAGUGUACCAUACCCACAGGGCCCAGCACCACUUGGCAGUGCUCAAAGGCCUGGAGUACACCGUCGGCAAGGUCAAAGACGGCCGCCUACAGAGUCACCUGAAGCACCUGUGCACCAAAGUGCAAAGCGGAGCACACCCUGGAGUGUCCGAAAUCCAUGCUGUUCGAGGCCUGUUUUCUGGCCCCCCGCUGGGUUUGAGGAGGAUGGGUGUGACUCAGAUGAGACACAUCUGCCCCCUGCUCUUCCUCACGCCGCACCUCCCCGGCUUCCUGAUUGGCAGUCGGCUGAGAAGCCACGCCCUGGAGCUUCUGAUGCUGGACCACGCCCUCCUCAGACUGGGCCCCGAGCAGCUGAGUGACUCCGAAAUCAGACAGGCUUGUUAUGUCAGGGGUCUCAACUCUGAUAGCCAUGACAUUAAGAAGUGCCGAGAGUGGUUAUCCCAGUGGCUUCGGAUGUCCUCUUCACUGAAAGAGUCAGAGGUGUCACUGCUUUUGCACAGCAUGGUUUUACUCUCCGCCAACUACUCAAACAGUCAAAACCGCCGCUGACAGGAAGCCUGCAGCUCUCUUGCAUUUCCACUUUGCCCUCUCUCAAGUGUUGGGUAACACUGUUUCCUGAGAGUUGUCAACAUCUCCUCUCUGCUAAGGAAAAAAUAUUUAAAGCUGCACAAAGCAAGAUUGUGCUGUUUAAAAAAAAAAAAAAAAAAGCAUACACCUAUUUUAUUG